GAUGCAAACACAGUUGGGUAGUGCAGCAUUUCCUCGUCUUCUCCGCCGCUCCCUCUCUUAUAUUCCCUCCAUUCUCUACUCUCUCCAUUCGCUCCUUAAUUUAUUUCAUUUCUUUCGCUUUCUCUCCAAUUCCUCUCCUCAAAGCCAAAAACACAAGGAAAUGGCUUCUCCCUUUCUCUCUAACACUACCAUCUCUUUCUCUUCUUCCCUUUCUUCUUCUUCUCUUCCUCGUAUUGCCCCUUCAAUUCCUUUUUCUUCAAUUCGCUCCAAUUCAACCCCAAGACGAAUCCUGACCGUCCGUUCCAAGAUCAGGGAGAUCUUCAUGCCUGCCCUCAGUUCUACCAUGACCGAGGGCAAGAUCGUCUCUUGGGUUAAAUCCGAAGGUGAUGUACUCUCCAAAGGUGAAAGCGUCGUCGUUGUCGAAUCCGACAAGGCUGACAUGGAUGUCGAGACUUUCUACGACGGCAUUCUCGCUGCUAUAGUUGUUGGGGAAGGCGAAACUGCUCCUGUUGGUGCUGCCAUUGGUAUUCUCGCUGAGACUGAAGAUGAAAUUGCUGAGGCUAAAGCCAAAGCUGCCUCAAAAUCAGGUGCUUCAACCCCAUCUGCUCCUCCUCCUGCUCCAGCUCCAGGUGCUGCCUCAACUCCAGCUCCUCCCAAAUCGACGCCAGCUCCCGCGGCUCCAACAGUUGCGGAGGGGCCGAGGAAGACUGUUGCCACACCAUUUGCAAAGAAGUUAGCGAAGCAGCACAAGGUGGACAUUGAGUCUGUGGUUGGAACAGGUCCGUAUGGGAGGAUUACGCCAGAGGACAUUGAGGCCGCCGCCGGUCUUUCGCCUUCGAAGAAAAAUGUGGGGCUUGCAGUGGUUGUGGAAACGAAGCCUGCAGCACCAGCGAAAGCUCCAGCUGCUUCUGCCGCCCCUUCUAGCCUUCCUCCUCCAGUUCCAGGAUCUACGGUAGUGCCGUUUACGACAAUGCAGGCUGCCGUUUCGAAGAAUAUGGUGGAGAGCCUUUCAGUGCCCACAUUUCGAGUGGGGUAUCCUGUGACUACGGACGCGCUUGAUGCCUUGUAUGAGAAGGUGAAACCAAAGGGAGUGACAAUGACUGCUUUGUUAGCCAAAGCUGCCGCAAUGGCACUUGCGCAGCACCCUCUUGUGAAUUCAAGCUGUAAAGAUGGCAAGAGUUUUACUUACAAUAGUAACAUCAACAUUGCAGUAGCUGUUGCUAUUAAUGGUGGCUUGAUUACCCCUGUUCUUCAAGAUGCAGAUAAGUUGGAUUUGUAUCUACUGUCUCAAAAAUGGAAAGAAUUGGUGGAGAAAGCCCGGGCAAAGCAGCUUCAGCCUCAAGAGUAUAAUUCGGGGACAUUCACUCUGUCCAAUCUGGGCAUGUUUGGAGUGGACAGGUUUGAUGCCAUUCUUCCCCCAGGCCAGGGAGCUAUCAUGGCUGUUGGAGCAUCAAAGCCAACUGUUGUAGCUGAUGCUGAUGGAUUCUUCAGCGUGAAAAACAAAAUGCUGGUGAAUGUUACUGCUGACCACCGAAUUAUCUAUGGUGCUGAUUUGGCUGCCUUCCUUCAGACCUUCUCAAAGAUUGUUGAGAACCCUGAAAGCCUCACUUUGUAGAUGAUUCUCAGAUUUAUGCAAUGAAUUCACACCGAGUCUUCUAAUUUCACGGCAAAGCAGAGCUGUUGUCUGUGUAUUCAAACAGAUGGCCUAGCUGAGGACCUUUUCUCUGUAUCAGUACAAUUUGUAUCGCGAUACAUUUUUUCUUUUCUUUUUAAAGUAUUUCAGGUGCAAUCUCAGAUUGAGUUGAAUUAGAUAUUGGAAGAAACAGAAUAACUACGGGAUGUUUUUGAUAGAAUUAAAUGAAAAUUGCUUUAUUAAGAA
Messenger RNA from Gossypium raimondii (Peruvian cotton), 1879 nucleotides. Its product is annotated as dihydrolipoyllysine-residue acetyltransferase component 4 of pyruvate dehydrogenase complex, chloroplastic. Gene Ontology annotation, molecular function: dihydrolipoyllysine-residue acetyltransferase activity. The record is from RefSeq and is a predicted model, not a curated record. Lineage: Eukaryota; Viridiplantae; Streptophyta; Magnoliopsida; Malvales; Malvaceae. The transcript has 6 exons. The coding region runs from base 2 to 1615 and encodes 537 amino acids. Gene Ontology annotation, biological process: pyruvate decarboxylation to acetyl-CoA. Gene Ontology annotation, cellular component: chloroplast envelope; pyruvate dehydrogenase complex; chloroplast thylakoid.